This is a messenger RNA of Colletotrichum acutatum, 1751 nucleotides long. RefSeq lists its product as uncharacterized. Gene Ontology annotation, cellular component: chromatin. The record is from RefSeq and is a predicted model, not a curated record. The transcript has 5 exons. Gene Ontology annotation, molecular function: RNA polymerase II cis-regulatory region sequence-specific DNA binding; DNA-binding transcription factor activity, RNA polymerase II-specific. Gene Ontology annotation, biological process: regulation of transcription by RNA polymerase II. The coding region runs from base 183 to 1535 and encodes 450 amino acids. NCBI's taxonomy places the organism in Eukaryota, Fungi, Ascomycota, Sordariomycetes, Glomerellales, Glomerellaceae.
GCGACAAGUAGUUUCCUAGGCAUCUUGCAAUGCAAGAACAGCAGCCCUUCAGAAAGCGCCCCAUCUAUCCGUACGGAUACACCUGUUGAGUCAGGCCUGAAUCAGCACCGCCUACCUACAGCAAGUCCUAGCGUCACGGAUCCCCGCAAACUCCAUGUCCGUUCCUUCAGUUGCCGAAAGCGAUGAAGACAACUUCCAUCUUUUCUGAUUCGCCAGUAACAUCCCUACUUACAUUUGCAUCUGGGAGGAGAGAUGAGGACGACAGAAGAGACGGGACAGAAGCUGUGUUAGCGGAAAUGAGUCGCCAACGAGACACCGCCCGGGCGUCUCCACGAGAGACGAAGAAGUCGGCCUUUAGGCGGGGAGUAAGAAGCUCAAGUGAAGAUGGCCAAGCACAGCCGGGACGUCCGCGUCCACAUACGUGCACCUAUUGCCAGAAAACAUUUAUCAGGGCGGAGCAUCUGAUACGACACGUUGCAUCACAUGAGAAUCGGAAGCCAUUCAAAUGUCCCCCCUGCGGUGCUAGUUUUGGCAGAACGGAUGUCCUGCGUCGACAUCAAAAGAAGUGCCCAGGGAAACCUCCUCAAGGUUCGCCGAGGUUGCAACAUGAAGAGAGCCGCAUCCAGACCUCAACAGAAAACGAUUCUCAAGUGACCGUAGACGAUGCUUUGAUGCUGGAAGCCAACUGUCGGCCAGUUGAUCACAAUCAGCAACAAAGUAAAGGUCUGAUUGCUGCGGAGAAUUCUGAUGUUAUUCGGAGCCAAACAGAUGAGAUCAGCAUUGUGCAUCUGGCUGUGUCUCAGUCCGGUGGUUCUAGUCAUGAUGCCAUCGUAGUUCGCCAAUCAGGAGAUGAAGAUACCGCCGAAUCCGAGUUGAGCUCGCCUCUAUCGAACGCGGAUCAGGGUCUUGCCAUAAGCAAGGCUCAUGUUGCUCCGGAUACCACCAUCUCCGCUCAGCAAGUUAACGAGAUAGAUCGACUCAACCAAACAGCCUCUCUAGAUAACCCCGAAUCCACUACAUCUGAGAACAAUCCUGGCUCAGGAGAACAGCAUGUCGAUAUCCCCGACUUUUUGAUGCUUGGGGACACAUUCAUAUCUGAGAUCAACCCGGGCGAUUUCGACAUGAGGGGCGUCACAGACUUGAUGUUUGACUUUAAUGCCAACACCGUCAUCUCACCCCCUUCUGAAGACACAUGCAUCCUCUUAGACCCAAGUCGGCAUGUGGUACCAGUCUCACUAUUCUUCGACGCUCCCGAGAGCCUACCUCAAUACCGACCUUCCCGUGACACACCGCAUCUUUUCAGAUGCUCCGACGACGAUGCUAUUGCAGUCAACAACGCUUUCGCCAAGGCAAAGGGCAAUACAAUCAGUACCUCAGACACUGGCUGUCUAAGUCACAGUCAGAUUUUACGUUGGAUCAAUGCGUACUUCGAGCACUUUGACAUACAUACGCCCAUAGUGCAUCGCUCGACCUUCAUUAUUUCGGCUACUCCAGGUAGGCAACACAGCCAGCAGUCAGGAAAGAGACCUAGCUAACUGGUUGCCACGCCAUCUUGCAGCAUCUUUGCUUUUGGCGAUGCUGGCCAUCGGUGGCUGUAUUGUAUCAGAGCAUGGUCCUGCCUCUAAGGCCUAUGAAGCUUCCUGCCAUCUCCUAGCUCAGUACGAGCAAGAUCUCUUGCAGAGCUCUAUUUCAGAAUUGUGGCCGAUACAGACUGCCCUUUUAUGUAUUCAAUUCGGAGCCUUUUCAGCUAA